This is a messenger RNA of Magallana angulata, 1635 nucleotides long. RefSeq lists its product as uncharacterized. Gene Ontology annotation, biological process: adenylate cyclase-activating G protein-coupled receptor signaling pathway. Bases 47 to 1102 code for a protein of 351 amino acids. The transcript has 2 exons. NCBI's taxonomy places the organism in Eukaryota, Metazoa, Mollusca, Bivalvia, Ostreida, Ostreidae. Gene Ontology annotation, cellular component: plasma membrane. Gene Ontology annotation, molecular function: G protein-coupled receptor activity. The record is from RefSeq and is a predicted model, not a curated record.
UAUCUAUAUAACAUACAGCUACAAAUCGUGUUCACUCCGACUAGAGAUGGAGGCAAUGAAUUCGACAGAUAGGUUGAUGGACAACGCUACACAAAAGUCGAUGGACAACGCCACACAAAUGACCCAGUCCGUUCUACAGGACGGGUACGACCUGCCUGUAUACGGCCUGGACACGGGCUGGUUCCUUUAUAUCCACGUCCCUGCUCUUUGCUGUAUCUUUGUGAGCCUGCUCUGUGCCUCUGCUGUUCUCGUAGUUUCUUUUCGGAGCCAAACAAGACCUUUUUUCAGCUGGAUGAGAAGCGAACGUUUCGUAGUUUAUUUGUCGAUGUGCGACGUACUAUUCAAUAUAACCCAGAGCCUAGACCAUCUCCAGAUGGUCAUCACCAAAGAUCACGUGUAUCCGAUACAGUUGUGCGAGUUCUACUCCUUCUUCCUCGAGUUUAUUGCACCUGCCCAAUUUUUGGUGACUCAUGUAGCAGCUUUCAAUGCAUUUGGACUCGUUUUCCUACAGAAGAAGUUGGAAUUUGGAAAAUAUGACUGGAAACUUCUCGUGAUAAACUUUGGCGUGCCUUUCGUGUUGUCAGCCAGUGCUGCAUUAUCAGGAUAUUAUGGACCAAUGGGAUAUGGCUGUCAAUUCGACCCCAUCAAGGGAGACGUUGCCCAGAUUUUCUUUUCAACUGUUCCAAUGACUAUGGUUCUAGUCACAAACGUGGUACUAUACGUGCUGACAUGGUGGAAAAUCCACACGGAGUCGAAGCGAAUUAAAACCAUACACGAGAACGAGGCACAAACUCUCCUAGCAUCACACAAGGCAUCAAAACUGAUGAGUCUGUUUGUGACCGCUUUUUUCGUUCAGUGGUGGGCCCUGGGCAUCGUCAGCGUGUGGCACAACUUUGCAGUGGUCCCUCAGCAGUUCAUCACCGUUUUGGUAAUGUUCACCAACCUUGGAGGAGUGCUGAGAGGGGUUGUUUAUAUCAUCAUCAAAAGAAGGACGGAUCGCAAUUAUAUCAAUAAGCCCCUCAAAAGUUGCGGUCAGAUGUCCGCGGAUUCUGGAAUCAGUAACAGUACCACCAAUGUGUCCGUCAUAGACACCCAUAUCUAGUGUCCUCUGCGGUCAUCGAUAUACAUAUUUUAUCUGCAAGAAAGCUGACUAAUUUUGAAGAUUUUUUAAUCUCCUUGAGAAGAAGAGCUAUGUAUAAGGUUAUUGGAAAUUAAUCAAAUUCAAAUCUCAACAAUUCAUUAAAAUGUUAAGGUAGAUCUGAUGGAUAAUUUGCUAAUCAUCCUGCCUCUUUAUUUAUUGCAAGUUUUUGCCGAAAGUUUUAACAUACAUGUAUAGUUUAAAUAAAUAUUCCUAAUUUAUCUUUCGUCAAAUAAACUGAAUUCAUGUCAAACCGAAAGUGAUUAGUUAAAACUUAAUAUGGGUUAAUAUUUAUUUAAAUAUUGAAAUGUGAAAAUUAAAAUAUAAAAGUUUUAACGAUAGUUUAUUACUGUUAUGUAAUUAUUAUUGUAUAGAAAUAGAAUUUGACAGCACACAAUGUCAUAUGUUCUGUCCCCUCACUGACCAGAGGGUCACAACCUACAAUGAUAUGACAGUAUGAGAUAUAUUCAUGUUGUAACCUACUUUCUUUUUGAAAU